ACUGUUGCCCCACUCCAAUAAUCUCUCGCCACGUCAUGCUUACAUGGUCACCCGCCCCAGGCUCUACAGGUUCCCCGCGACCACUUCUUUGCUUCUUCCUUCCUUCCACUCUCUUUUUUGCAAUUGAAGAGCAGGCUACUACAAGUUUUCCUUUUCCUUUUCCAUUUUAAAUCCCAAUCGACCCUUCUACAACUCCUUCAAUUACCAUUUUACCCCCGCAAACUAAAUGGCACCGUCCAGCUCGCCGGCGGGCCGGCCGGCGCAGAGGAUCUUUCCGCUCCGGCGGGAGGAGGCUACGCGCAACCACUCGCCGCCGCGUCGGAAGUACAGGUCGAUGGAGGAUGUGAUGAGGAGGGCCAAGCCCGCCGUCCUAUCCGAUGAGGACGAUUACUGCGACCUCGUCUGCGAGCAAUGCGGCUCCGGCGAACGCGCCGAGGAGCUUCUCCUCUGCGACCGCUGCGAUAAGGGAUACCACAUGCGCUGUCUCCGCCCAAUCGUCGUCCGCGUCCCCAUUGGUCCAUGGUCUUGCCCUACCUGCUCUGACCAACCCCCUAUCAAACGUUUUCCCCAGAAGAAAAUUGUUGAUUUCUUCCGGAUUCAAAAGUGCGCUGAUUCCGCUGAAAAAUGUGCCUCCUCUCAAGCUAGAAAACGUCGGAGACGUUCCAGGAUGUUGGUUUUGCACAAGAGGAGGAGGAGGCUAUUACCAUUUACUCCAACAGGAGAUGCUGCCCGAAGACUGGAACAAAUGGGUUCCCUUGCUUCAGCUUUGACGACAUUGUUCAUGGAAUUUAGUGAUGAACUCACUUAUAUGCCUGAUAUGGCUCCUAGAUCUGCCAAUCAAGCGAAGUUUGAAAAUGGUGGCAUGCAGGUUCUCCCCAAAGAAGAUACUGAAACUUUGGAGCAGUGUAGAGCUAUGUACAAAAGAGGCGAAUGCCCUCCCCUUAUUGUAGUUUUUGAUUCAUGUGAAGGUUUUACCGUUGAGGCUGAUGGCCCUAUAAAGGAUAUGACUCUAAUUACAGAAUAUACUGGUGAUGUUGAUUACAUUAAGAAUCGGGAACAUGACGAUUGCGAUAGUAUGAUGACCCUUCUUCUAGCAAAGGACCCAUCUAACAGCCUUGUUAUCUGUCCGGAUAAACGUGGAAACAUUGCUCGCUUUAUUAGUGGCAUUAACAACCAUACUCCGGAGGGUAGGAAGAAGCAGAACCUUAAAUGCGUGAGGUACAGUGUAAAUGGUGAAUGCCGGGUCCUUUUGGUUGCUACGCGUGAUAUUGCCAAGGGGGAGAGGCUAUAUUAUGAUUAUAAUGGAUAUGAGCAUGAAUACCCCACCCAUUAUUUUGUCUAAAAGAUCCUCUCAGAUAUUUAUGUCUAACAAGUCUGCAGAAUACCCCAUUAACCCCAGAUUCUGAUCAAUCCUCUUGCUAAUACUAUUUAUUUAUUUUUACUUCAUUUUCACAGCUUACAAAUUGUUGCUUCUUAGUCUCCUCAAUUUUUCCCUCAUUUUUUCUUUAUGCUCGGUCCAUCAACUGUAAGUAAUCAUGUAGUGCAUGUGAUUUGAGAGAAAUAGAGUGGGGAAGGGGAUAUUUUUGGUAAUUUAGCACAUGAAGGUCUACAUGUUUGGUUUCCAUGACAUUGUGUUCAUUUACCGCAGUUUCAAUGAAACCACAGCAAUUUCAUAUAUUGCCUUUCAUUGUCUCAAGACUAGCAUGUUGAACUAUUGGAGGACUUUUUCCUUCAACAUUUGUUUCUCAUUCUUUUUUUUUUUUAUGCUGUAUGGCACCAUCUUACAUCUUAAUAGUUUUUAUUUUUUUCCUAAUGGGUGCAUUUCUUUAGGUCCCAGAUAACUGAGUCUGUUGAGCUUUCCCUCCAUGUCUAUAGAAUAGGAAAUUACUUAUACCUAUGUCUAUACCAUCCGAUAUGUACUAAAGGUUCUAUACCUAAUGGCCCUUUUUAUUGGAUCAAUACAUUCAUGCCUAUGUCUAUGGAAUCGGAAAGGAGUGUGGGCGGGCUGCAGGGAAUUUUCCAGAAUGCGUCAGCGUCAACAUCGCUUCUUUUCAUGUUGGACAAUGACGAUGUGAGAGAAGCUCGCUUGGAAGGUGAAUUCGUUCUCUCUUAUAUUUUUUUUUAUGUAGUUUGUGCAUAUAAGAGUUUUUGAAGAUUUUCUUUCUUGCAAUCUUGUCAGUGCCCCCCGCUUGUGGAGAAUUCAGAGAUUCAUCCUCCCCAGCUUACUUGAUUUAGCUUCUUACUUCAAUUAUGAAAUUAUUGUUCGUGAUGCCAUUUGCGUGUGAAGACAUGAUAUAUGUAGUAGUGAUGUAGUUAAGUGUCUGUAGUCAUCAGUUCUAGAUCCAUAGGAUAGGAACAAAGCUGUGGUAGUGCUGCUGUUGGUUUUUUGUCUUGCUGUAAAUGUUCCGGUUCUCUGGUAUUUUGACAUAGGAGCCUUUCUGUUAUAGAGCCCUCACAGCUGCUCCGAUGCCUCUCUUCUAGUUAGUGUUUGGAGUAUAGGUUUAGAAUUUUGAGCCAUGCUGUGGAAGAUGCAGCAGGUUGGGUUCCCCACACACUGCGCAGUUCUCAUGUACCAUUUGACUGGCUGCUGCAACAUGUCCCAUGAUGCGUCGUAAUGUGUUAAUCAUGGUGUCUAAUGCUCAUAGAGUGUUUUCAAUGUCAUGUGCCCAAGUUUACCCAAGUACAUUAUAUAUGCUAAGCAGCAUGACUUGGACUUGGACUUCUGCAACAAUGGGAAAAUACAUUAUGUAUUUUGGUGCAUUAGUUUUGAGUUCUAACAAGGUAAAUGUUUCUGUUAUACAUAGCUCAAUUGCCCAAGAUGCUUAUAUAUAGGGAGGAAUAAAAACACAAACAGUAAGUCGAUUACUCAAAUCAAUAUCAAUAAUUAAUUUCAAUAAUCAGAGCUACUUUCAGUUACAACCUAAAAUGACUAUUUAUAGGGAACUAAUAGAUAAAAGUGUACCCUAACUAGGAUUUUUCAAUCCAAUCUAAUAAAGAUUGCACUAACUAAAGGAAAUAAAAAGGUAACAAAAGAAAUGAAAAAAAAAAAGUUAGAAAACAAAUUAAAAAUAAAAAAAUAAAAAAAUGAUAAAACAAUACUAGUUCUUAUUUCUACACCUAAUUGAUUGUUUUCCAAAAUAUUUGCUCUUACAAUUUUCAUCAUUCUCCCUUAGUUGAAAAGAACUCUACUCCAACAAGUUGCACUACAAGUACCACUCCGAGGGCUUGUGAUUCAUGACUCAAAAAUCCCUUUUCGUAAUCCAAGUAUAUUAUCAAAAUUUGGUCGAUCUUUCCAUUUGAUGCGGAAUCUUUGAUAACCACUAUGAGAAGUUGCCAAAAUCUCAUCAUCAAGCACAACAUCAAUCACUUCCUUUUGUUACGUAGGUGCGUCGCACA
Messenger RNA from Diospyros lotus (date-plum), 3396 nucleotides. Its product is annotated as probable Histone-lysine N-methyltransferase ATXR5. Gene Ontology annotation, molecular function: protein binding. Bases 227 to 1342 code for a protein of 371 amino acids. The transcript has 6 exons. Lineage: Eukaryota; Viridiplantae; Streptophyta; Magnoliopsida; Ericales; Ebenaceae. The record is from RefSeq and is a predicted model, not a curated record.